Rhagoletis zephyria (snowberry fruit fly) is the source of this 391-nucleotide messenger RNA. Its product is annotated as pickpocket protein 11-like. NCBI's taxonomy places the organism in Eukaryota, Metazoa, Arthropoda, Insecta, Diptera, Tephritidae. Gene Ontology annotation, biological process: sodium ion transport. Gene Ontology annotation, cellular component: membrane. Gene Ontology annotation, molecular function: sodium channel activity. The record is from RefSeq and is a predicted model, not a curated record.
AUGGCAAUAUUACCAAUCGAUGGUUAUCUUGUAAUUAUACAUGAUUCUAAUAUAUUCCCGGAUACAACAUCUGGUGAAUCCCACGAAUUAUUUCUAACGUAUGGCGAAGAGUCCUUUAUUGCAUUGAGAGCCCUUCUGGUAUUUACGGAUCCAAAUCUUCGUUCGAUCAGUGCACAAACCCGUAAAUGCUAUUUCGAUGAAGAUACGUCAGACACGGCUGUUCCUUUCACUAAUUAUAGUUUUUCGAAUUGCAUCACAAGCUGCCGAACAUUCAACACAAUGGCACUGUGCGGUUGUGUACCAUUUUAUGUGGAGGCGGACUUGUGGCCACAAAGUGAUGGUGUCAUUUAUUGUACGCUUCAGCAUGUGUCCUGUUUGUUGAGCUACAAAU